Messenger RNA from Pelodiscus sinensis (Chinese soft-shelled turtle), 8212 nucleotides. NCBI's taxonomy places the organism in Eukaryota, Metazoa, Chordata, Testudines, Trionychidae. The record is from RefSeq and is a predicted model, not a curated record.
ACUUGCUUGCAUUAUGCAUAGCAAUGAGUCAUUGGAACCAUUCCCAGUCACCAAUGGAUUCAAGAAGGUCUGUGGGUUGCCCCUGGCCUGCUAAUAUAAUGAUCUUUUUUGGGGAUCGUCAUUAAGGAGUUGGACUAAUGCCCUCUGGAGGUCUUUUCCAACCCUAAUCUUUUAUGAUUGUGCAGGCAACAAUGAAAGAACAGGAAGUGACUAUUUCUCAUCUUGUGUUGUUUGAUGACUGUUUCCUGAAUGCCAGAUCUGAGUCUGAUAUGCAGCAGACUAUAAGCUAUUUUUCUUCAGCUUGUGACAACUUGGGUUUCGCAACAUUAAGGAGACAGAAGUGAAGUGUGCACUACGAAAACCUGGCGUAGAACCUGACAUCACAGUGAAUGGCCAAAUCCUCCAAGCAGUGGAGAGGUUCACCUACCUUGGAAGUACUAUCACCUUCACAUCACUGAUGAAACGAAGGUUAUGUUUCAUACUCUGUUCUGGCUGUCUGUACUUACAGAAGAUAUUUAAAAACAAACUUUUUUUUUCAAAGAUUUUGAUUCCAGUGGAAUCUGUGCUUUAGAUUUUUGUCUUGUGAAUUAACUUCUGAAGCAAUGCCUGUACAAGCUCCACAGUGGACGGAUUUUCUCUCCUGCCCAAUUUGCACACAGACAUUCGACGAAACGAUCCGGAAGCCCAUCAGCUUGGGCUGCGGCCACACCGUCUGCAAGAUGUGCCUCAACAAACUCCACCGAAAGGCAUGCCCGUUUGACCAGACCACUAUCAGUACAGACAUCGAUCUCCUCCCUGUGAACUCCGCCUUGUUGCAGCUAGUGGGUGCUCAGGUUCCUGAGCAGCAGCCAAUUACUUUGUGCAGUGGAGCAGAAGAUACCAAGCAUUAUGAGGAGGCCAAGAAAUGUGUGGAAGAACUGGCAUUGUACCUCAAACCACUCAGCAGUGCGAGAGGUGUGGGUCUCAACAGUACCACCCAGAGUGUGCUAAGUCGCCCCAUGCAGAGGAAGCUUGUGACAUUAGUUCACUGCCAGCUAGUGGAGGAAGAAGGGCGAAUCAGGGCCAUGCGUGCGGCACGGUCAUUGGGUGAAAGAACAGUCACAGAGCUCAUUCUUCAACAUCAAAAUCCUCAGCAACUCUCUUCCAACCUCUGGGCUGCAGUGAGAGCCAGGGGUUGCCAGUUCCUUGGGCCAGCAAUGCAGGAGGAAGCACUGAAGCUGGUUCUGCUGGCUCUGGAAGAUGGAUCUGCUUUGUCACGAAAGGUCUUGGUUCUCUUUGUGGUGCAAAGAUUGGAGCCACGGUUUCCUCAGGCUUCGAAAACCAGCAUUGGGCAUGUUGUCCAGCUUCUUUACAGAGCCUCCUGCUUCAAGGUGACGAAACGUGAUGAGGACUCCUCCCUGAUGCAACUAAAGGAGGAGUUCCGUACCUAUGAAGCUUUGCGAAGGGAACAUGAUUCCCAGAUUGUGCAGAUCGCCAUGGAAGCAGGUUUGCGCAUUGCACCAGAUCAGUGGUCCUCGCUGCUAUAUGGAGACCAGUCCCACAAAUCCCACAUGCAGUCCAUCAUUGACAAGUUGCAGACCCCAGCCUCAUUUGCACAGAGUGUUCAAGAAUUAACCAUUGCUCUCCAGAGGACUGGAGACCCUGCUAACCUGAACCGGCUUCGACCUCACCUAGAGCUCUUGGCAAAUAUUGACCCUAGUCCAGAUGCCCCUCCCCCAACAUGGGAGCAACUAGAAAAUGGAUUAGUUGCUGUGAGAACAGUGGUACAUGGAUUAGUUGAUUACAUCCAGAAUCACAGCAAGAAAGGAACAGAUCAGCAGCAGCCUCCUCAACACAGCAAGUAUAAGACAUAUAUGUGCCGAGACAUGAAGCAGAGAGGCGGGUGUCCCCGUGGAGCUAGCUGUACCUUUGCACACUCACAGGAGGAACUGGAAAAAUUUCGUAAAAUGAACAAACGCCUGGUUCCCCGAAGACCCUUGAGUGCCUCCUUGGGCCAGCUAAAUGAGGUGGGCCUGCCUUCAGCAACUAUCCUCUCGGAUGAAGGGGCAGUGGACUUGCCCAGUAGAAAAUUGCCGAAUGGGAUUGUGUCCUCGAGCAGCACAGUGACGCAGCUUAUCUCCCGCGGGACUGACUCCGGCUAUGAUUCUACUCUGAAGCCAGGGAAGAUCGACCACCUGAGCAGCAGUGCUCCUGGAUCCCCUCCAGACUUGCUGGAGUCUGUCCCCAAGAGCUCUAUUUCUGCAUUACCAGUGAACCCCCACCCAGUACCACCAAGAGGACCUACAGAUCUGCCUCCAAUUUCUGUGUCUAAGCAGCUCCAGAUGGUACCACGAGGGUCACAGCUGUAUCCUGCUCAACAAGCCGACAUGUUUUAUCAGGAUCCUAGAGGAACUGCUCCACCAUUUGAGCCGUCAACUUAUCAACAAGGUUUGUACUAUCCUACUCAGCCCUCACCGUGCGUGUCUCGUUUUGUCCGACCUCCACCAUCUGCUCCUGAACCUGGUGGUCCUUACUUAGACCAUUACCCACCCUACCUUCAGGAUCGCGUGGUGAAUUCACCGUAUGGCACACAACCACAGCAGUAUCCUACCAUGGGACAACCUAUGUAUCAACCACACUAUGACAGCCGGCGUGUGUACCCCUCUGCCCAGCCAUACCAGCGAGAAGAUAUGGUCCGAGGAAGCCCUGUGCCCAUUGAAAUUCCACAGGCUGCUGUGCCUCCCUACGUACCUGAAUCCAGAGACCGAUACCAGCAAGUGGAGGGUUAUUAUCCAGUGGGUCCACAUCUCAAUCAGAUCAGACCGUCCUACCACAGAGAGCCUUAUAACCGACUUCCACCUCCACCUCAACCCCAUCCCAGCCUGGAUGAGCUUCAUCGUCGAAGGAAGGAAAUCAUGGCCCAGUUAGAAGAAAGGAAGGUGAUCUCCCCACCUCCCUUUGCACCUUCACCAACUUUGCCUCACCCCUUCCACACAGAGGAGUAUUUGGACGAAGAGCUGAAGGUAGCUGGGAAAUACAAAGGAAAUGACUAUAGCCAGUACUCUCCUUGGUCGUGUGACACCAUUGGCUCCUACAUUGGAACCAAAGAUGCAAAACCCAAAGACGUCGUGGCAGCAGGGAGUGUAGAGAUGGCGAACAUAGACAGUAAAGCCAUGCGUGACCAGCGGUUAGACCUACAGAGAAGGGCAGCAGAAGCUGGGGACGAUGAUCUCAUCCCAUUUGGAGACCGGCCAACUGUGUCAAGAUUUGGGGCCAUCUCACGUACUUCCAAAACGAUGUACCAGAGUCCUGGCCCCAUGCAGGCCAUGGCAGUUCAGGGAGCUUCCACCAAAUCUAUCAACGUUACAGAUUACAGUCCAUAUGGAGCUCAUGGUGGCUGGGGAGCUUCUCCGUAUUCACCCCACCAAAACAUACCGUCUCAGGGACGCUUCGGUGACAGGGAGAGAUUGUCCAUGCCUGAUGUGGCCAGUCAUGGGAAACCCUUAGCCUCAGCUGAGAGGGAGCAGCAGCUCCGGCUGGAACUGCAGCAACUAAACCAUCAGAUCAGCCAGCAGACACAAUUACGAGGCCUGGAGGCUAUUAAUAACAGGCUGCUGUUGCAGAGGGAGGCAACCGCCCUGGCAGGCCAACCACAGCCUCCACCGCCACCUCCUAAGUGGUCUGGGAUGAUCUCAAGCGAACAGCUGAGUAUGGAACUGCACCAGGUGGAGAGGGAAAUCGGGAAGAGAACCCGUGAGCUGAGCAUGGAGAGCCAGUCUUCACUGGACAUGAAAAGCAGCCUGGGCACCAAUAAACAGACAGAAAAUGGACAACUAGAACCAUCAAACAAGGUUCCAGCUGAGGACCUCACACUGACGUUCAGUGAUGUCCCAAAUGGAUCAGUCUUGACGCAAGAGAACAUCAGCCUCCUAUCAAACAAGACCUCUUCUCUGAGCCUGUCAGAGGACCCAGAGGGGGGAGGAGAUAACCAGGACUCCCAAAGAACAGGAGUUGCACCCACCUCUUCUCCAUGAAAGAAGUGUAGGUGAUACAACCAGUGAAAUAGGGUUUCAGAACCAGAAAAAAAGGCUUUAAAUCUUAAUGAAGACAGUACCCGAAAUCCACUUUCUGUGGAAAAAUCCUGCCAGCAGAACUGAGAGCACCCAAUACUCUUCAGGGGUAAGGAUUGAUUGUUAAAGCAGACAACCUAAAUUCCCGUGACCAGCUAUGUUUGCUGCUUCACUCAUUUGUGGCUUGUUCCUGUCCCUAUGAAACCCGACCACUGUCCAGUUGGGUUAAAUGAAACUGCUGCAGCCUGGCUUGGUCCCAUGUACUCUAGCGAGAGCACUGUUGGGACACGGUUGGGGUGCUGUCAUGUUGUAUGACUAGUCGGGCAGACUUGCUGGUGUAGAUGGAACCUUGUAAAUGCUUGUGGCUCGCAGUUUCAACCAUCGUGUGCACAGAGCCCUAAAAACGAGGCGCUUCAGAUAGCAGGCUGAGCUUUACGAUGCCAGACACAAAUAGGUGACCAGUUAGGAAUAUAAACAAAAUCUCAUUUUUUCUAUAGUAUCGUGGGUUUGUUCCUUCUUGCGCGUGCCCCAGUUCCUCAUUUUAAUGAGAGAUUUCUAUAUGCUUAUCUUCUAGCAGUUUGUAGGCUGCCCUGCCCCAUUUCAAAAUCAGAGUCCUGUGGAUCUGAGCACCUUUCAUACAUUUAAUGCUGUUACCACUUUAACCUCAAAUUCUUCUUCAGCUGCCUGGUUUCUGCUAGCCCCUGUGAUCUCCCUCCAGUCCACCCCUCUCUUCCCUCUGGCUUGCCCAUCAUCCUCCCUGAUCGUGCAACAGUGACAGCUUGCUGCUUCAAAACCGAGCAUUCAAAUGAAUUCGCUUAGCCAAUAACUUCUGUGAAGUUGCCUUUUCUAAUGGUGUUAUUACUCAGUGAUGCACAAAUGUGAUAUUGCCCCUACUGGUAGGCAAACAGGGGGUCUGUAUAAACAUGGUAAACUGCUGUUUUUCUUUAAAGGAGAGCCAAAGACUUGUGCUUCAUUCUUUUCACUUUUUCCCCCCUCAAUGAGCUGUUUUGAUUGUCAAAUCUUUGUAGAACUUUGUGAGUUGACUGUAUUCUCCUGGUAGCAGUUUGCACAGUUAAUGAUUAUCAAGCCUUAAUCCUACGUUAAAUGGUGGUAAGUCAUCAGUUCAUCUAGUUACGCAAUUUAAAAAAGGUGUGUUUAAGCACCUAAUAUAUUUGGAGUCUUCUAACUGUCAUACUUGUUCUUUCAUCCACUCCCAUGCACUCCGCUAAUUUACAGAUAACGGAGGAGGGACUUUAAAGGUUUACAUCAUUCAAAAAGCCAUGUUUAUAAAAAUUAAUCCAUGAUUAACCUGUUGGAUUUAAAAUAUCUAAAAACUAGUUUGCUGCAAAUGUGAAUCUUUGCUGACUUAUAAGAGUGUCCAGUGAGACUGACAAGACUCCUGUCCAGCUGUACCAUGGCUUUAAAUCAAGUACUGCACAACAUGCCUACUGAUGAUAGGUAUUUGAUAUCUGUGACCAACUCACUGAACUGCAAAGGAGUAGAAUUGGGCUUUGAGUUUGACACGUGCCCUUUUUUAACUACUUCACAGGAGUUUGCUUAAAUUUCUUGCAGAUUUAACUUUUGAAAUUGAGAGGGGAAUUCCUAAAUAGCAAAAAUAAUCGGGGAAAACUCUCCACUUCUUGCUGUUCCCAGUCACAAAAGUGUGGUGCUUUUAAAAGUAUCCUGACCGCCACAGGUCAGUGAUAAGUACCAAACCUCAGGGCAGUAUUUUGAAGAGGGAGUACUUGAUAAGAUUAAGAGAAAAGCCCAAUAAAUUCAGUACUAAAAACGGGGGCAUUGAGUAGCAGUGCUGCCCGUUAGUCUCCUCUGUGUUUAAUAAAGGGGAAAAAUCAUUGGAAGAGCUGUGAGAAAAGUACCUAGAGUCAUUCAAAUGAGCAGGCAGAAUAACUGUGGCAUGACUUCACCUCCAUAACUUGCCAUUAUAUUGAUUCCCUUCUCCUCCACUCGUCUCUAAAAUAGGUACACUUUCUGCCCCACUGCCCAAUAUCGGCAGUAUUAGCUGUGAGACAGUUAAGAGAUGUAUAAACGAAUAUUAUCAGAGUGACAUGCUUCCGCUGUCUUAUUCAGAGUAGUGAUUCACACACUGAAUUGGUGAAAAGCCUGUCAUGCUAAAUUUGAGUCGGCACAUCUGAGCCACCUUCUAAACACAGCCUUUGUGCAGAUAAGUGACAUUUUGUGUCCUUUGCAGUAUGUGAGUACAGGGCCAAGAUUGUCCGUAUGACAUUGAAACUGAUUUGCUCUUCUGGCAAAUUUAAUAUAAAUAUUAAACACAGAUGCUGGAAUGUUGCUGUCAUCUACUACUUGCAUUGACACAAAAUGGCACAUACCGGAAAGAGGCUCAAGUGUUGCAGGACACCAGUCAAGUAGUCUGGAGGCCUUAUUCCAAUAGAGGCACCUGACACAGGUUCUACAUUGUAGUCAAAACCAGGUGUUAAAUGUGUCUGAUCAUGCCUCACCUUUGGAAGCAACUGGUUGUUGUGAUGUAGAUGGGACUUUUCAUUGGAGGGGAAGGGAAUAUUAAUGUGACCUUUUUUUUUAAAUGAUUGUAUCAGUAGUGAGAGUGGUUUCAUGCCAUGGGAAUGAGGAAUACGAUUUCCAAAACAUCUCCACUUUCUUUGUUACAUUCUAAUGGAGUGCAUGAACAAUUUGGUUCUUCCUCUGUGUACACUGGACUUCCUCCUCAACUGCUUCCCAGUGCAGGUGAAACUUUAUAACACCGUGGCCAAGAUGUCCAGAGUUGGAUGUUAACAAUUUAGCCACCCGAAUAAGGGGUCUGACCUGCAGUGCUGCUGAGCUCCGGUAGCUUCUGGAAAGUUAACCUCUCUCAGUCCAGUGGGACCUGCAGCCGCUCAGCACCUCUGAAAAUCAGGCAUCUUCCAUUCAGGUGCUGAGUUCCAGCUACCAAAUUCUGGACAUCUUUGCCUGAUAGAUCUGGAGAUGUAUAAGUUUUGGGGGGGUUUUCCACUGGUUCCUCCUGCAAGGAAAGUUUGGGCCCACAAGGAAAACACAGUAGUAUCAACUUAAAAAUAGGAAAAAGGUGUUUGGGGCAUCUGGUUGUUUUGUUUUUGUGUUGGGUUGGGGUUUUUUGGGGGUUUGGUGGGUGGUUUUUUUUUUUUUUUUGGUUUUGGUUUUGGUCUUGGGGAAAGUACAACCAAAGGGAGAUGCAAUCCCUGAUAAGAAAGAAGUAUUAGAUACACUGAAAUAUGUAUAUGUAUCUGUAACUAAAAAAACCAAAAUCCUCUGGUGUAUUUGAUGUUUAUGGUAUAAACUAAAAAUCAUUUGCUUCUCUGUAAUAUUAAAGUUGUUAAUAAUUUGUGGCAGAUAAUACAAGUCUUUGGCAUCCAAACCAGAUUGUGUACUGGAUGGAUCCCACAACUGGACCUGUGCAGUGAGCUCCUUUCUAGCUUUUAGUAGAGGUGGCAGAAGCUUUCUGUGCAUCCAGAGAUCAACUUGAAUCCAGAAAGGAGAAAUAACCCCCCAAGCAACACAGCUGAUCCAUUGUUCAUCAUUUUUAUGCCAUUCCUUUGCAGCCUCUAAGUGGGUGGCUGCAACGUGGACAAAAUAGCCAAUAAUGGGACUUUAGCUUUACUAGCGUAAGGAAUUUCUGCCUUCCCUGAGGCUUCUGCUUGCCAGGUGAGCAACCUCUGUACGAAGAGGCGCUUUCCUUGAAGGUCAGCUUAACAGCUACACUGUAGCUUGAUUGAUUUUUUUUUUUCUACUUUUGAUAACCAGUGACAGUAAUGUGAAGAGCUCUGUCCCCAUUUUCUUCCAUUCAGUGGAGACAGAGCACACAACCACAUGCAUUCCCACUUUAAAAGCCACCUAACUGUUUCCAGUUGUGGGAUUUCUCUACAGAAAUACUUUAUUUGUAAACCUAGUUUUCUUUGGUUCAUACCAGUCUCCCCGAGACAUUCUACCGUCAUUAUCACCUUUUUGGGUGGAGUUUAUUUUAUUUUUUCGUUUGUUUUUGUUUUUUUAAAUAACUUUUUACAUUGGUGCAUAUAUGCUUGGGAUAGAGCUCGUGUAAUUUACCAAUCGUAUUGAUUGUAUGUGAUUGUGCCCUGCGGAGGUAUAUUUAACGAAAAUUAAAAUAAAAUUUAAAAAAAAAUAGUCUAGGAUAAUAAAGGAGACCAUGAGAUUUG